UCUAGUGGACGGAACGCUUCUUUCAUCAUCAGCAACAGUUCGUCAGACACCUCGGUAGCUUGCUAGACAAAAUAGCCGAAACAAUACAUUACUUUAGAGGCUUUAGUGUAUAUUAGCCACUGUGUUUUAAACCCACUUCUAUCGUCUAGUUAGUUAUCCGAUUUUAUUUCAUAUUUACGGUGUUGUUAUUAUUCAGCUAGCGGGCUGGUUAAAUUAGCAUUAGCCUAGCUAGCUAACAUCCCCGACCAUGCGGUCACCAAGCUACUCUCCUUCUAAUGAAGAGAAGGAUAUCACAGUAAAUCAAGAAGUAGGGAGUGGGGCCGUUACUGUGAAAGAAGAGGAGGACGCGUUCAGAGUUAAAGACGAGGAAGAUAUCACAGUAAAACAAGAAGGGAGUGGGGCUGUUACUGUGAAAGAAGAGGAGGACGCGUUCAGAGUGAAAGAGGAGGAUGAUGUCACAGUAAAAGGAGAGGAAGAUGCAGUUUAUGGCGUGAAAGAGGAGGGGGAGGAGAUUACUUUCACAUCGAAAAAGGAGGAGGAGGAAGAAGUGGAGGCACCUGGAUAUCUGGGCCCAGGUUCCCAAACGCAUCUUAAGGCAUCCAAUGGUUCUAACGAUGAAUUUAGCCAUAAGAUGGUUUUGAGAAACCGUUCCCUGAUUAACACUAGAGAGAGACGGGACUACCGUGGAUCCUCUGGGGAGCCUCAACAACCUCAUGAUGCUGACAAGGCAGAGAAGAGUCUCUCCAGAUCAGAACCCCCCAAGAAACGCCUGCAGAGAUCCACAGGGAAGAGAACUCACUGCUGCUCUGACUGUGGGAAGAGAUUCACCUCAUCAGGCAUUACAAUUCAUCAGCGAACACACACAGGGGAGAAAUCUUAUAGCUGUGAUCAAUGUGGGAAGAGUUUUACUACAUCUGGCUCUCUGACUUUACACCAGAGAACACACACAGGAGAGAAACCUUAUAGCUGUACUCAAUGUGGGAAGUGUUUUACUCAGCUCAGCAGCCUAAUAACACACCAGAGAAUACACACAGGAGAGAAACCUUAUAGCUGUACUCAAUGUCGGAAGAGUUUUAAUAAUCCAUCCGGCCUGAUAUCACACCAGAGAACACACACAGGAGAGAAACCUUAUAGCUGUACUCAAUGUGGGAAGAGGUUUACUCAACAAUGCAACCUGAUAUCACACCAGAGAACACACACAGGAGAGAAAUCUUAUAGCUGUGAUGAAUGUGGGAAGAGUUUUGCCCAAUCUGGAGCGCUGACAGUGCACCAGAGAAUACACACAGGAGAGAAACCUUAUAGCUGUGGUCAAUGUGAGAAGAGUUUUGGUCAAUCUGGAGAUCUGAGAGUUCACCAGAGAACACACACAGGAGAGAAACCUUAUAGCUGUGGUCAAUGUGGGAAGAGUUUUGGUCAAUCUGGAGAUCUGAGAGUGCACCAGAGAACACACACAGGAGAGAGACCUUAUAGCUGUGAUCAAUGUGGGAAGAGUUUUGCCCAAUCUGGAGCGCUGACAGUGCACCAGAGAAUACACACAGGAGAGAGACCUUAUAGCUGUAGUCAAUGUGGGAACAGUUUUGCUGCAUCAAGAACUCUGACUCAACACCAGAGAAUACACACAAGAGAGAAAUCUUUUGUCUGUGAAUAAUGUGGGAAGAUUUUUGGCAAUCUGGCCAUCUGGUAUCACACCAGAGAGCACACACAGGAGAGAAAUCUUAUAGCUGUGAUCAGUGUGCCAAGAGAUACUUUAAUAAAAUAUCUCUGAUCAAACAUCAGAAAAUACAUACAUGAAGAAGUUGUUUCAUGAUAUCAAUGAAAAAAUGUCACAAUGUAGAAUGUUUUAACAUUGUAGUAGGAGUAUUUUAAUGACGUCACAAUGUAGAACCCUAAACAUUUGUCCCCUGUUCUAUUGAUGAGUUAUAACAAAUAAGUGUUGUGUUCCUUUGUUUAGUGACUCCUAAAUUUAAAUGCAUCACUCCAAAAUGUAGCUGACUAUCUUCUGCAGGUUGUCCUCUAACCAGUGAGGUAAAAGAUAUCUCCCAUUUCCAUGUGUUUUUUUAGUUGUGUUAGUUUCAACAGCACAUUCAACCUAAUUUCCCCUCUAAUCGAUAUCAGUGAUUUAUUGCUUCUUGUCAAAACAACAGCGUUUUUGGUGCUUGUGCAGUUUAUAAGGAGCUUGUUUUAAAAAAUACAAGAAAUAUGAUUAUUGUGGCAGAUGUUUGUCUAUAUAGCACAUUUUAUGUUUAGGUUUUCAAUUUAUCCCAAACUGUUUCUGAUAUUGGUUAUUGAUUUGGAGACGUUAAAACUGUGUUUUGACAUUGGGGAUAUCACACCUAGCAAAAUGUCAUUGAAAAGACGUUGAAAAUAAGACUAUGUAACCGAAUAUUUCAUAUUUACAUUUCAUGUAACAUUUAGUAAUCAUAAUUAUUUAUGCAACCAACUGACAAUUUUUGGGUACAAUUAUAUUGACGUUGUUGCCCUGCUUUUAAAAUAUCAGGGUUAAUUUUCCAGCCUGCUGAAGGUGUGGUGGAGUGGUAAACACCACCCCCUGCUCUCCCAGCUUGAGGUGGUCUCCCACAGCUCUGCUUAUGUCAUGUUCUGUGGCCUUGCCGUUCCAUUUCUUGACUGCCCCUGUAACACAGAAAUAAAUACAUUUAGUCAAAUUAUAUAAAACAUUAAAA
Messenger RNA from Oncorhynchus kisutch (coho salmon), 2681 nucleotides. RefSeq names its product gastrula zinc finger protein XlCGF17.1-like. Gene Ontology annotation, biological process: regulation of transcription by RNA polymerase II. NCBI's taxonomy places the organism in Eukaryota, Metazoa, Chordata, Actinopteri, Salmoniformes, Salmonidae. The record is from RefSeq and is a predicted model, not a curated record. The transcript has 2 exons. Gene Ontology annotation, molecular function: DNA-binding transcription factor activity, RNA polymerase II-specific; RNA polymerase II cis-regulatory region sequence-specific DNA binding. The coding region runs from base 248 to 1648 and encodes 466 amino acids.